CGCAGAAAUGCUCCGGCUACCCGCGGUCCUUCGCCAGGCCAGGCCAGUGUCCCGGGCGCUGGCCCCGCAGCUCACUCGGGCCUAUGCCAAAGACGUGAAAUUCGGUGCGGAAGCCCGCGCCCUCAUGCUUCAGGGUGUAGACCUCCUGGCCGAUGCUGUCGCCGUUACAAUGGGGCCAAAGGGAAGAACAGUGAUUAUUGAACAGAGUUGGGGAAGUCCCAAGGUAACCAAAGAUGGUGUGACUGUGGCAAAGUCAAUUGAUUUAAAGGAUAAAUACAAGAAUAUUGGAGCUAAACUUGUUCAAGAUGUUGCCAACAAUACAAACGAAGAGGCCGGGGAUGGCACCACCACAGCGACAGUCCUAGCACGCUCUAUUGCCAAGGAAGGCUUUGAGAAGAUAAGCAAAGGCGCGAACCCCGUGGAAAUCAGGAGAGGUGUGAUGUUGGCUGUUGAUGCUGUGAUUGCUGAACUUAAGAAACAGUCCAAACCCGUGACAACCCCUGAAGAAAUUGCUCAGGUUGCUACAAUUUCUGCAAAUGGAGACAAAGAAAUUGGCAAUAUCAUAUCUGAUGCCAUGAAGAAGGUGGGCCGGAAGGGCGUCAUCACAGUGAAGGAUGGAAAAACCCUGAAUGAUGAAUUGGAAAUUAUUGAAGGCAUGAAGUUUGAUCGAGGAUAUAUUUCUCCAUACUUUAUUAACACAUCAAAAGGCCAGAAAUGUGAAUUUCAGGAUGCCUAUGUGCUACUGAGUGAGAAGAAAAUCUCUAGCGUCCAGUCCAUUGUACCUGCUCUUGAAAUUCACGACUUAGGGAAAGUUGGAGAGGUUAUCGUAACUAAAGAUGAUGCCAUGCUUUUGAAAGGCAAAGGUGACAAAGCAAAAAUUGAAAAACGUAUUCAAGAAAUCACUGAGCAGUUAGAAAUCACAACCAGUGAAUAUGAGAAAGAGAAACUGAAUGAGCGGCUGGCGAAGCUUUCAGAUGGAGUGGCCGUGCUGAAGGUUGGUGGGACAAGUGAUGUCGAGGUGAACGAGAAGAAAGACAGGGUCACAGAUGCCCUCAAUGCCACGAGGGCAGCUGUGGAGGAAGGCAUUGUGCUGGGUGGUGGCUGUGCCCUGCUCCGUUGCAUUCCUGCCCUGGACACCUUAACUCCUGCUAAUGAAGAUCAAAAAAUUGGCAUAGAAAUUAUUAAGAGAACUCUGAAAAUCCCUGCGAUGACUAUUGCGAAGAACGCGAGUGUAGAAGGAUCUUUGAUAGUUGAGAAAAUCCUGCAGAGCUCCUCUGAAGUUGGUUAUGACGCUAUGCUUGGAGAUUUUGUGAAUAUGGUAGAGAAAGGGAUCAUUGACCCAACAAAGGUCGUAAGAACUGCUCUGCUGGAUGCCGCAGGCGUGGCCUCUCUGUUAACAACGGCAGAAGUUGUGGUCACAGAAAUCCCUAAGGAGGAGAAGGACCCUGCCAUGGGCGCCAUGGGUGGAAUGGGGGGCGGGAUGGGCGGCGGGAUGUUCUAGCCUAGAAAGCGCUUGGCCCUCGCUCAUGAACUGACAGGAAGCGCCCUGCAGGGUCCUCCCAGUAACUGGAGAUUCACAUGAAGGAAAUGAAGAGCAGGCUGGCUGGUGCAAGGAAGCCACAUGCCCACCAUUGCUGGUUUCAGUUACAGUAUAUAUAAUGGUUUACCACUGUCAUUGUCCAUGCCUACAGAUAAUUUAUUUUGUAUUUUUGAAUACAAAAACAUUUGUACAUUCCUGAAACUGGGUGCCAGAGCCACGUACGAGUGUACUGCUUUCAACUUAAAAUCACGGAGGCAUUUCUACUACUAUUCUGUUACAGUCAGGAUUCUAGUGCUUGCCGUCAGAGAAGUCAAAAGCAGCCUGUCUGUGGAGUGGAAGAAUAAUGGUGUAUAAAAUAAAGAUCAAUGUGACAACCUUUGUGUAAUAAAAAUCUGUUUAAAGUUAGA
This is a messenger RNA of Octodon degus (degu), 1947 nucleotides long. It is a transcript of the gene Hspd1, whose product is annotated as heat shock protein family D (Hsp60) member 1. Gene Ontology annotation, cellular component: mitochondrial inner membrane; mitochondrial matrix. Gene Ontology annotation, molecular function: protein-folding chaperone binding; ATP-dependent protein folding chaperone; ATP binding. Gene Ontology annotation, biological process: apoptotic mitochondrial changes; positive regulation of interleukin-6 production; mitochondrial unfolded protein response. The transcript has 10 exons. Bases 8 to 1501 code for a protein of 497 amino acids. The record is from RefSeq and is a predicted model, not a curated record. NCBI's taxonomy places the organism in Eukaryota, Metazoa, Chordata, Mammalia, Rodentia, Octodontidae.